UGGGGUCAGUCAAUAACUUAGUUAACCUUGAGAGCCCGAAGUUGGAAAUUACGAAAUUGUAUUGUCCAUUUUGCACAAAACAUCACUUUGGCGGAAAUUGAUCUGUAUUUAUUCUGUAAUAAGAAAUCCCCAAAUCAUAUCUUUCACUAAAAAGAAACAUCAAAAGAUUGGAAUUUAGAAAUCAGGAAGCUACCAAGAAAACAUGGAUCAGGCGGAGUUAGAGGAAGAGGCAAGACAGUGUUUGAUUAACCCAGAAAAUGAUCCAUUGCCAACUUCUCUUAUUAGUUGUUUGUAUAUUGGGCACUUCUUAUCAAGAUGGAGUGCCAGGAUGUGGGAAUUCUCUGUGGCUUUAUACAUGAUUAACAUCUGGCCGGACUCAUUGCUUCUUACUGCUCUAUAUGGAGUUGUAGAAUCAGCUUCUGUUGCACUCUUUGGCCCUAUUAUUGGGGAAUGGGUGAACAGACUGACAUAUAUCAAGGUUCUUCAAAUCUGGACAAUAUCACAGAAUCUGUCAUUUAUAAUCGCUGGAGUCGCAGUAGUUAUUUUACUGGUCUACUCGAGUUUAAAGGGCAUAGUUUUUUCUUCACUUGUUUUGGUAACUUAUCUCUCAGGAGCUGUUGCUGUGCUUUCAACCCUUGCUGGAACCAUCCUUAUUGAAAGAGAAUGGGUUGUUGUGAUGUCAGAAGACCAGCCUACUGGAGUUUUAACAAAACUGAAUUCAGUUCUGAGAAGAAUUGACUUGGUGUCCAAAUUAUGUGCUCCAGUGGUUUCAGGUUUAAUUGUGAGCUUUGUAUCAUUGACAGCAUCGGCUAUAUGUUUCGCCCUUUGGAAUGUCAUCUCCGUGUGUGUUGAAUACUGGCUACUUACCACUGUAUAUGAUGGGAUUCCAGCUUUACAUAGGAAAGAUAGCAAAAGAAAGGAAAUGGCAUCCUCUGAUCCUGAACCAAGCACAUCUCUUUCUAACCAGCAUUCCAACUUGUCUAUUGAGGACAGAAGCGACAUUUCUUCUCUUGAAACCCGAUCUUUAGGGUGUUUGUCAAUACUUCCUUGUAUUGGUGCUUGGAAAGUAUACUUAAACCAAGAGGUGGUGCUGCCAGGACUUGCCCUGGCUUUGCUGUAUUUUACUGUACUCAGCUUUGGUUCUUUGAUGACUGCUGCCUUGGAAUGGGAAGGCAUACCUGCAUAUCUGAUAGGUAUAGCUCGAGGCAUAAGCGCUAUUGUAGGAAUAACAGCAACUUUCACCUAUCCAAUUUUAGAGUCCAAAAUUUCAACUCUUAGGACAGGGCUGUGGUCCAUCUGGUCUCAGUGGUCAAUUCUCCUAAUAUGUGUUGGAUCUAUAUGGGUUAAAAACGGCAUAUCAUCUGCAUAUAUGUUAAUGAGUGGAGUUGCAGCAUCCCGUAUUGGGUUAUGGAUGUUCGAUUUAGCUGUCAUCCAACAAAUGCAGGAUCAAGUGCCAAACUCUGAUCGCUGUAUUGUGGGAGGGGUCCAGAAUUCCAUCCAGUCUGCUAUGGAUUUGUUAGGUUAUACUAUGGGUGUUAUUGUCCCUAAUCCAAAGCACUUUUGGGUGUUAAUAUUGAUUUCCUUCGUAGUAGUAACAAUGGCUGCAAUACUCUACACACUGUACAUAUGGCGUGUUCGGAAGCACCUGUUUCACUUCGAGAAGCUAUACCGAUUAAUCCGAGGAUCAUCCUCCUAAACUUGUGUUCUAGUUGGCCUUGUAAAUAUGUAAAUUGUAAUGUAAAAAUAACAGUUUAUACAAUUGUACAUUGUUGAAUAAAAUUUGUUGUUCUUUUGAGUCAA
Spinacia oleracea (spinach) is the source of this 1800-nucleotide messenger RNA. RefSeq names its product solute carrier family 40 member 2. Gene Ontology annotation, molecular function: iron ion transmembrane transporter activity. The transcript has 8 exons. NCBI's taxonomy places the organism in Eukaryota, Viridiplantae, Streptophyta, Magnoliopsida, Caryophyllales, Amaranthaceae. Gene Ontology annotation, cellular component: membrane. The coding region runs from base 203 to 1696 and encodes 497 amino acids. The record is from RefSeq and is a predicted model, not a curated record. Gene Ontology annotation, biological process: iron ion transmembrane transport.